AAACUCCCAGCUUCGGCCAGAGCUGUUCUAUCCUCCUUCAUCCCUUUGUUUCCGCCUCCCUACAUGGAGCAGUGGAAGAAGUCUAGAAGGAAACCCGGAAGCCAUGGGCAGGAGAGUGUCAGCAGGUUUUGGUUUCAACUCAGUUAGGGCGGAUGGUGUCCUUGGAGGCACACCAGGGAGACUUGGUUCCCCCAAACCCCCUGCACGCUUCCUGGAUUCCUACGAGAGACUCCUAGCAUGAGGAAUCUCCUGAUCAGGCGCUAAACACUUACUAUGUGGUGAAUAACAUACAUCCAGCAGGUGGUACCGCUGCCUAGCUGGGGUACCUUGGGUGAGAGCCACUUCUUGCCUCCGGAGCGUCAGCAACGUGAGUGCUUAGGAUGGAGAAGUGGUUUUUCAACUUUUUUUGUCCCCCCCUCAGCAGCUCAACUCUUCAACUUAAUUCAAGUGAUCGAUAGGAGAAAAGCUAGGUGUUUCUGAUUGAAAUGGGGAAGUGGGGCUGGAACUCUCUUUCCUGACUCCCUAAGUCCCCAAGGGCGGGGAGAGGGCCAACCUUUCUUUGGCCAUCUAAGACCUCAGGGGUCACUGCCUGCCAGGCUGAUUGUCCGUGUAAGAACAAAGAUGGCAGCAAGACUUGCGUGGUUACAGCUACUUGGGCACAUUAAAUUAUUAGGAAGGGAGGGUGCCUGGCUGGCUCAAAGGACCAUGUGACUCGAUCUUGUGGUAGUGAGUUCAAGCCUCACGCUGGGUGUAGAUGUCACUUAAAAAUAAACAAAUUUGCUGAGUCUGCGGUGCAGAGAUUUUAGGCUGUGUAGCAGAUAAACUUCAGAGCCCCUUUGUUAGGAGGAGGUUUUAGCCAUUUUAGAAAAGAAACGAGGGCCUAGGAGAGAUGCCCAGAGGCUCAUUUACCCCCUCCACAAUCUAGGAAAAGGAAAUUGCCACCCCUACCUUCCUAGGCCAUGGAUCCCAGGUCUUGAAGAGACUGCCCACAAUCUUGCAGAUGUUUGGCUUCCACGGUUGGUUGUUUGCCACACCCUGGGGGAACUCUGGUCCCCCACCUCCCUACCCCCUGCCACACAGGCAGCUCUGUGGCCUGUGCUGCAGGUAGGUGUGCUCAAGAGGCUGCAGACCAGGCCACCUGGCAGCUCCAGGUGCUGUGUGUGUGCUGCCAUGGAGACAGGCCCCAGGGCUGGUGGCUGGUAGAGAGAAGGCAGUCUCCCAAAGCUGUGUGGAUUCAGGAGAGGGAAAGACUGGAGCCUUGGGUCCUUCAGGUAGUCUGCCUGACCACCUAGUACCAAGGAAGCCCAGGACAUUCCUGCCAGGCCUCCCGGUGUCUCAUCUGAGGAUGGCGGAGCGGCAGGGCCAGGAGCCUGAGUGCCCUGUCUGCUGGAACCCCUUCAACAACACAUUUCACACCCCCAAAGUGCUGGACUGUUGUCACUCCUUCUGUGUGGAAUGCCUGGCCCACCUCAGCCUGGUAACUCCAGCCCGGCGCCAGCUGCUGUGCCCACUCUGUCGCCAGCCCACUGUGCUGGCCUCUGGGCAGCCGGUCACAGACUUGCCCACAGAUACCGCCGUGCUCACCCUGCUUCGCCUGGAGCCCCACCACGUCAUCCUGGAAGGCCACCAGCUCUGUCUCAAGGACCAGCCCAAGAGCCGCUACUUCCUGCGCCAGCCCCGGGUCUAUACGCUGGACCUAGGCCCCGAGCCUGGGAGCCAAACGGGAGCCCCCCAGGACGUGGGCCCUACCACCAGGUCUCUGCCCAUUCCCAUCCCCAGCCACUACUCUCUGAGGGAGUGUUUCCGCAACCCUCAGUUCCGGAUCUUUUCUUACCUGAUGGCUGUUAUCCUCAGUGUCACUCUGUUGCUCAUCUUCUCCAUCUUUUGGACCAACCAAUUCCUUUGGGGUGUGGCGUGAGCACUGCUUCUGGGCAAGGA
Molecule: messenger RNA, 1938 nt
Organism: Callorhinus ursinus (northern fur seal)
Lineage: Eukaryota; Metazoa; Chordata; Mammalia; Carnivora; Otariidae
Gene: RNF183
Product: ring finger protein 183
Biological process (GO): protein ubiquitination; positive regulation of endoplasmic reticulum stress-induced intrinsic apoptotic signaling pathway; response to endoplasmic reticulum stress
Cellular component (GO): endoplasmic reticulum membrane
Molecular function (GO): ubiquitin protein ligase activity
Source: RefSeq, a predicted model, not a curated record